CUGCGGUCUCUGAGGAGCUACAGGACGAGUUCUUGUUUAUUGUUUGAACAGAGCCCGGUCACACACAUCCACGCAACUGAUACAUUGUAGUUGUGGCAACAAGUAAUGCACGCUUUCGCUGUUUCUUUAAACGCAACACUUUCAGCGCUGCACAAAGGAUAGGGGAUGCUGCGCGUCUCCAACUCGGCGCUACAGCGCUGCUAUGGAAUCUGCCAUUCAGCAGCCAGGGGUGCACGUCAGUUCCUGUUUGUGUUUCUGUGCCGAGAGAGGUAGGUCCUUUGUGGUUCACCAGCACUAGAAGUGGGGCCUUGCUUGCUGAGUCAGGGAAAAACAUUACAAAAAUAAUAGCCUCACGCGUCCGAGGAGCAACUGCAAACAUUCAAAAUACAAAGACAACAGCGCCUGGCAUCCCCGUCUGAGAGAACUCCUGCCCGGGCGGUGGAACGCGUUUGGGUGUAUGAAGCCGAGGGAUUGGAUACUGCCGUCAGUUGCACAAGGUCCCCCCCCCCUCCCCCGAGACUCUGUGGAAGGUCUCCUCCCCUCUCUCCGUGACGCUGUGGACGCGCUGACCAGUGCUUGACCACACAGAGGAGCAGACAGCGCACUCCGGCCGCAGCAUGAACGAAGUGACCGUGGUGCGGGAGGGCUGGCUUCACAAGAGAGGAGAGUACAUUAAAACAUGGAGACCCCGUUAUUUCAUCCUGAAGAGCGAUGGCUCCUUUAUCGGCUACAAAGAGAAACCAGAGACAUCCGACCACAUCCUGCCCCCUUUAAACAAUUUCACAGUAGGCGAAUGUCAGCUGAUGAAGACGGAGCGUCCAAGACCCAACACCUUUAUGAUCAGGUGUCUUCAGUGGACGACGGUCAUAGAGCGGACCUUUCAUGUGGACAGUCCAGAUGAGAGGGAGGAGUGGAUUCGUGCGAUCCAGACGGUGGCGAACAGCCUGAAGAACAGGGUGCCGGAUGAGGAGCCCAUGGACAUCAAGUUCGGCUCUCCCAGCGAGAACUGUGGCGCAGAGGAGAUGGAAGUGGCGAUCUCCAGGACAAGAUCGAAAGUGACCAUGAGUGACUUUGACUAUCUGAAGCUGCUUGGCAAGGGUACGUUUGGGAAGGUGAUUCUGGUGAAGGAGAAAGCCACCGGGAUGUACUACGCCAUGAAGAUUCUCAGGAAAGAGGUUAUCAUUGCCAAAGAUGAAGUCGCUCACACAGUCACUGAGAGCAGAGUGCUACAGAACACCAGGCAUCCCUUUCUAACCACACUAAAGUAUGCUUUCCAGACGCACGACCGGCUGUGCUUCGUGAUGGAGUACGCCAACGGAGGAGAGCUGUUUUUCCACCUGUCCCGGGACCGUGUGUUCACGGAGGAGCGAGCCCGGUUCUAUGGUGCUGAGAUCGUGUCUGCACUGGAGUACCUGCACUCCAGGAACGUGGUCUACAGGGACCUCAAGCUGGAGAACCUAAUGCUGGAUAAAGACGGCCACAUCAAGAUCACAGACUUCGGGCUUUGCAAGGAGGGCAUCACUGACGGGGCCACCAUGAAGACAUUCUGCGGGACCCCCGAAUACCUGGCACCUGAGGUGCUAGAGGACAAUGACUAUGGGCGGGCGGUGGAUUGGUGGGGGCUGGGCGUGGUCAUGUAUGAGAUGAUGUGCGGCCGGCUGCCCUUCUACAACCAGGACCACGAGCGCCUCUUUGAGCUCAUCCUGAUGGAGGAGAUUCGAUUCCCCCGCAACCUGUCCCCCGAGGCCAGGGCACUGCUGGCAGGACUGCUCAAGAAGGACCCCAAGCAGAGGUUGGGAGGUGGGCCGGACGAUGCUAAGGAUGUGAUGACCCACAAGUUCUUCACUGCCAUUGACUGGCAGGACGUACUGCAGAAGAAGCUUGUCCCCCCUUUCAAGCCCCAGGUAACGUCGGAGACCGAUACGAGAUACUUCGAUGAUGAAUUCACAGCGCAGACGAUUACAGUCACCCCCCCAGACAAAUAUGACAGCAUGGACUCUGAAGACCCCACUCAGAGGACACACUUCCCACAGUUCUCCUACUCUGCCAGUAUACGAGAGUAACCAGGCGGGGGAGAAACUCCACGAAGCAACAAGAACAGGAGACAAGACAAGACGCAUAGACUGGUCCGAUUCACAGGACAGCUUCGCCCCAUAGCCCUGCCUUAAUCGGAUACUACACUAAAAACAAACCCAAAAAAGAAAACAACACACACACACAGACACCCCAGAGACUGCAGGAAUCCUUUCAGAAACCCUACCUGAAAUCUUUUCUUCUUUCUUGUUCAAGAGGAAAAAUCUUUUUUUUUUUUUUAAUGUUUCUGAAUGUUACACCGUUUUAAGCCAUAGUCCUCGAUACAAGUGCUCUUUUUGGAAAGCAGCUGUUACCAGUGGUGUUGAACUGUUCCUACUGGGCACGCUCAGAGUGAUGUUGCAACGACGGGGGGGUUCUGUCUGCCCGCUUUUUUUUUUCCCCGCACGAGAGGUAAAAAUAAAUAAAUAAAUAAUGAAUGUGGAAUUAACAUCCCUUUUUAUUGAUUCCUGAUUUUUACUUGCGAUUCACAGUAAUAGUGCGAUUGCAAAGUGGCCUGUAGAGGGUGCAAAAGUUGAACAGAAAACUACAGAGUUGAAAAAGGUUUUAUCUUCUGUAACUUUGUUUUACUUUCUGUAAAAUAUCAGACCCCAUUUAGGCAAAAAAGACGAUCCCCUUUUUUACACUUCUUUCCUGCUCCUAUAAACGGACUUUGAUAUCAAUUAUAACCACCUGCUGUUGCAAGUCAGGUCAGGUCCUAGAGUGGUGGUUUCAAAAGGGGCUUGUGUCCCAGCUUCCACUGGGCAAUGUAAAACAACUGGACUGUCAAGAAGGUCUGACACAAGAACAUGCACAGAAGGUUAUGGAAGUAAAUGGACAGCAAAUUUUUUUUUUUUUUUAAUUGAAAAUUUAAAAGUUAGUAGAAUAAAGAGAAGUGGUCUGAUGUAAAUGAAUGUGACAGUUUGCAGUCACAAAUGUAUCUUUAUUGCAAGAGAUGUUAAUACAGUUCUUCUGUGUGGGGUUGGGUAGGGGGGAGGGGGGCAUUGUAAAGUACUCAAUCCACUAUGCUGUGGACACCCUUCUCAGAAGUUUAUUCAAGCUUUCUUUAAGUGCAUGACGGAUGCACAGGAGAUCAUGGGAGCCUCUGUUACAAGGCUCUGAUUUAAGAUAAAAAGCCUGUUUUAUGUGAUAGCCCAUUAUUACAUAUUAUUAUAUAGAAAUUCUGUUUCAGUAAAUAAUGAUGCUGACUGAACACGUUCCUAGAAAGUCUUGUCCAAUCUUUUGUGGUCUCUUUUAUUUUUUGUAAAGGGGUGAAGUUUGUGGCAAGAUCGUUUCAGAGCCUUGCUGUACUGUUUGCAGUAUAUAACUGGGCUGUGAUAAAUCACGGACCUGACCGAGGUUCUUCAUUGCAACCCUAUCAGUCCUGUUCAGUAUACAGAGUCGUGUCAGAUCAGCAGAGCUGCUGUGAUUGAGGGGGGGAGAUAUUGGUAUCCAAAGUCAGUAGAUGUGAGGUAUGACUGGCAGCCAUUUCAUUUGCUGUGAUUUUCCUAAGCUUGGAUAUCUCUGCCCCAGCUGUAUUUGGUCAGCUGACAGUCAGAAUGAAAAAAUAAAUUGAUAUGAUUGCAUUGAGUUGCAGUUUGCAGGUUUUCUGACUGUCCAUUAAAGAACCAGAGUUUUAAUGAUGUUAAAA
This is a messenger RNA of Polyodon spathula (Mississippi paddlefish), 3721 nucleotides long. RefSeq names its product RAC-beta serine/threonine-protein kinase-like. The record is from RefSeq and is a predicted model, not a curated record. Gene Ontology annotation, molecular function: protein serine/threonine kinase activity; ATP binding. NCBI's taxonomy places the organism in Eukaryota, Metazoa, Chordata, Actinopteri, Acipenseriformes, Polyodontidae. The transcript has 14 exons. Bases 618 to 2063 code for a protein of 481 amino acids. Gene Ontology annotation, biological process: protein phosphorylation.